Molecule: messenger RNA, 834 nt
Organism: Penicillium vulpinum
Lineage: Eukaryota; Fungi; Ascomycota; Eurotiomycetes; Eurotiales; Aspergillaceae
Product: class I SAM-dependent methyltransferase
Exons: 3
Coding region: 1-834 (277 amino acids)
Source: RefSeq, a predicted model, not a curated record
AUGACCCAAACACAGAAUCCCUUAAAAGACUAUUGGUCUACGGAGGCAUACGCAGCUGCGGCUUCUUUUGUCCCCCAUUUUGCUGACACCCUGAUCCAAAGUAUAGAAUUCAAUCCCACAGAUAGAGUUUUAGAUAUUGGAUGCGGUGAUGGCAAGUUUACCACUAGUUUUUCUCCCUUGGUCAAUUACGUUAUGGGCGUUGACUCUUCUCCGUCCAUGAUCAACACGGCCAAGACAUUAGACUACGGUGGAGCGGCCACAGAUUUCCGCGUUAUCGAUUGUCGGCAUCUUGAGGAUGAUGCAGAUAUCAUGAAUGGAAACUGGGAUAAAGUCACUUCCAAUGCUGCAUUCCAUUGGAUCUUGAAAGACCCAUCUACCCGUAUCUCCACAUUGGAGAAUAUCUUCAAAUCAAUGAAGCCCGGGGGAACGUUCUUCUUUGAGAUGUGUGGACAUGGAACUGCACCAGAAAAGCUCACGGCAUUUAUGUUUGCUCCUGUCAACCAUGGAGUCCCAAUUGAGACAGUGGAGGCUAUGUGUCCCUGGCUUUAUCCGUCAGAUGUCUAUAUGAAGAGCAUUCUAGAGAGAGUUGGGUUUCAGAUCAAGAUGAUUGAACUCAACCCACAACCAUUAGAGCUAACUACAUCUAAGAACGGUGGACUGGAAGGAUUCAUGAGACUGAUCGGAGCUCAGAUGCUGGAUCUUUUGGACAGCGAGGAGAAGAAGAACAGUGUAAUGGAGCAGAUAUGUCGAAUCCUGCGGUACAGCACCACAAGGGAAGAUGGGAGCCAAUGGAUCACAUAUGCUAGUCUAAGAUGUGUUGCUGUUAAGCCGUGA